Molecule: messenger RNA, 1234 nt
Organism: Gavialis gangeticus (Gharial)
Lineage: Eukaryota; Metazoa; Chordata; Crocodylia; Gavialidae
Gene: FANK1
Product: fibronectin type III and ankyrin repeat domains 1
Exons: 11
Coding region: 1-1053 (350 amino acids)
Biological process (GO): regulation of apoptotic process
Cellular component (GO): nucleus
Molecular function (GO): protein binding
Source: RefSeq, a predicted model, not a curated record
AUGCGUCUGGAAGGAUAUGCUGUCCUAAAACCAGAUCCUCCAGUUGUAGGUGAGGUCACACAUCACAGCAUUCAAUUAUCCUGGGAUUUAGAAAACAAAACGGAAAGAAAAGGACCUCAAGAGCAAUGGUUAAAGUAUUCCAUUGAAGAAGAAGACCCAAAAGUACAUACCUAUGGUACCAUUUAUAGAGGAUAUGCUAGACAGUUUGUCGUGGAUGGUCUUGAACCAAGAACAGCUUACAGAUUUCGAUUGAAGGUCACUACCCCUGAAGGCCAAAAUACUUAUAGUUCUGCUGUCUCUGUAUCAACUACUAGAGAGCCAAUGAGCGGAGAGCAACUCCAUCGAGCUGUCAGUAUGAAUGAUGUAGAUGCAGUUCUCAACAUUCUUCAGCGAGGACAUGUAAAGGUAGAUGUUCCUGAUAAGCUAGGCUUUACUGCUCUGAUGGUGGCUUCACAGAAAGGAUAUGAUAGGCUUGUGGAAAUAUUGGUAGAGAAGGGAACAGAUGUUAAUCAGAAGAAUGGAAGUGGAAAAGACAGCCUAAUGUUAGCUUGUUUUGCUGGUCACCUGAAUAUCAUUAAAUAUCUAAAAGCACAAGGUGCUUCUUGGGAAGCCAGAGAUCUAGGAGGUUGCACAGCUUUGCAUUGGGCUGUAGAUGGAGGACAUUGCGAGGUUGUUGAAUGGAUGAUUAAUGAUGGCUGUCAGGUAGAUACUAAAGAUGCAUGCUUAGAAUGGACACCAUUGAUGAGAGUAUCUGCAGUAACAGGGAAGAAGGAUGUGGCAUCACUUUUAAUCAAAGCGGGAGCAGAUGUAAAUGUGAAAGAUAAAGAUGGCAAGACCCCUUUAAUGGUAGCAGUACUAAAUAACCACGAAGAACUCAUUCAGUUGCUGCUGGAAAAUGGAGCAAAUCCUAAUGUUAAAAAUGAGUAUGGCAAAGGUCUUCUGGAAAUGGCGAGAAGUUUUCACAGGCAGGGCUUGGCUGCCUUGUUAGAAGAGAAGAUUAAAAAAAAAAAAAAAGAGGAGUCUGACUCUCAGCUAUCUGAAGUAACUCAGUAAAUGAAAGGGGGUGUUUUUCCAUCAUUAAGAUGGAAACUUGAAGACUGGCCUUCAGUUAUGUACUAAACUGUACCUGUUUACUUCCUACUAUUCAGCUGCCGCAGAUUCUUGAGUACUCAUUAAAAUGUGCAGUUCAGCUUCCUGUCAAGAAUAUUGUCUUGCAUCUGUGUGCAUGUUGUGU